Mytilus trossulus (common blue mussel) is the source of this 1368-nucleotide messenger RNA. Its product is annotated as pyrroline-5-carboxylate reductase 1-like. The coding region runs from base 1 to 837 and encodes 278 amino acids. NCBI's taxonomy places the organism in Eukaryota, Metazoa, Mollusca, Bivalvia, Mytilida, Mytilidae. The record is from RefSeq and is a predicted model, not a curated record. The transcript is spliced from 3 exons.
AUGCUUCUUGUUAAAGAAAUAAAAGGUAUGUCUUACAGCAGAACAGUUUCCGUUGAAGAAGAGCAGCCACUGAAAGAAUGUCCAGUUUUGGACUGUACUUACUCAAACUAUCCUCUUAAAUGUUUCACACCAACUGCGUUUUGGUUCGGUGGAAGACUAUGCCCUGGUUGCUACAAAAAUAUAUGUUUAACUACUCUGACAAAUCAGCAACAAAAUCAGCAUCAACAAAGACCACCACUAAAGCCACAGUAUAAAACCUCCCAGCCAGAACAACGUCAAUAUGGAUCACGUCAGCAAAAACAGCGAACAUAUGAUUCACCUCAGUUAGACACCCGUUCGUACGGCCAACCAGAUUAUAAAUCACCCCAGAUAGAAACUCGCAAGUAUGGACAACCAGAUCAUAAAUCAUCUCAGUAUGAAGAUGGCCAAUACCAGCAACAUCAGAUGUCCCAGCGUGAAGUGAAUCAGUACGAAGCACCUCAGUACAGCCAACAACAGUAUCAGGCACCUCAAUACAAAACACAUCAGAACAACCAACAACAGUAUCAGGCAUCUCAAUACGACACACGUCAGAUCAACCAACAACAGUAUAAUCAACAGUAUAAAGCUCCACAGGUCCACCAGGCACAGUAUCAAACUUCUCAAAACGAAGGAUAUCAACAACAGUAUCAAUCUCGUCAGUACAACCAACCACAGUAUCAAACUACUCAGUACGAUCAACAACAAUAUGCAGCUAAUCAGUACAACCAACCACAAAAUGAUCAACAAAAGUACAGACAACAGCAGUACAGACCUCCUCAGAACCGACAGCAACAACGAUACUAUUAUAAUAGAUGAGAAAUCCUUCAGAAUAUCCAAUAAAGGAUUUGCUCUUCAUCCUUAUUUUAACCAGCUCUUUCAUAAUUGUGGUUACAACUGCAUCCAUUAUGUGAAGUGAGAUGGUUGAAAUUGAGUAAUAGAUUGCGGUGUUUAUGAGCGAAAAUGACGUCCUGUCUCAACAAGUAUGCAGUGGCAUCCAAAACCUGGUAUCCGUAUUCCACUGUACUAGUGCUGCUCAUAUUGGCAGAGUCAACUCUAUUUGGGCUAAAAGGAUCAUUUGAGGAUAAACAUGCGUGAACAAUGGCUGGCCAUUUGAUAUCGACUGGAUUUAAGUGCAAUUUCGCCUCAGCCAAGAAUGAUAUGAACUAGUUGUGAAUCAUCAUACAAUGUCAUAUCUAAGAUUAUGUUGUCGAAUAUACUACCUCAAGAACUGUACUCAAACUCAUGUCAGACAACGAGUAAGAUUAUUACUGUAGAUAUGUUCUGAGUACUAUAAUGAUUUGCCAAUCAAGACAAUUUACAAUCAAGACAAUUUAAAAUCAAGACAAU